This is a messenger RNA of Perkinsus marinus ATCC 50983, 264 nucleotides long. RefSeq lists its product as hypothetical. The transcript has a single exon. Lineage: Eukaryota; Perkinsozoa; Perkinsida; Perkinsidae. The record is from RefSeq and is a predicted model, not a curated record. Bases 1 to 264 code for a protein of 87 amino acids.
AUGUUCGAUAAACUGAAGAUCAAAGAGUUGCGGUGGACAUGGGCUACCUAUAGCAGUCUUGCUGGGACAGGGGUCCUCCUGUGGCGAUUGUUCGGCACUUUUCCUGCCUUUUGGCAUGUGGCACUCUACGCUGGCUUGGGGUUACUCGCACUCAUCUUCAUGUUUGCUGACUUCCGUGGGGAGUCUGGGUCCGGUGUCAUCUCCCGAGCGGUUGGCAAGGUGGCUGGCUGGUUCGGUGGUGGUGCUGGUGGCUUGCGAUCGUGA